CGUUUGACCAGCUUCGGUAGUCAGUCGCCAAGUGAACUUCAGCGAAUAUUGAUCGCUCCAUUCAAAGAGUGUGAAGUGUGUGUUCUAUUGAGUGAAAUAUUAUUGCAAAAAUGAGAUUGCAGUAUUUGCUGCUAGUCCUGACGCUAAUUGGUUGCCAAUUGGCGGUCAAUGGUCAGGAUGCGAGAGCCACAGUUAUAUCAGGAGACGAGGCAGCAGCCACUGUUGAUGCCUUGGGAGAGAAGGGCGAUGAUGCGUCCACAACCAAUACGGAGGAUAAGCCACAGAUACCAAGUCAGGAUGCGAUAUUGGCCCAAUUGCCGCCCAUAACCCCGUUGCGCAGUGGAAUUCCUUCAUUGGAUGCCUUCUACAUGCUAUUCCCUGCUUUGGGCAGUCUCCUACGUUGGGGUAGCCUCUUCCCGGCUCACACAAUUCUCGGAGCUGUGCCAGAUUCCCUGCCAAAUGUGUCCACUCAGCCGCAAGCGGCAGCCUCGAAAGUUGUCCUCGUUUUGGCCGAUGAUGCCCAGGCCAAGUCACGUGUUGCCCGUCAAAAUGCUGGAACUCCGGCCUUGAAUGGCCCCGAUAUGUUCACUUCGCUGUUGGGACAAAUGGCACCACAAAAUCUUGGUCAGAUGAUGAGUCCCGAAAGUUUGGGACAAUUCGUGCCACAAGUGGGUCAGGCUUUGCAGAAUUUCCAAUUGCCGCAAGGAUUGCCAUUCCAAGGAUUGGAUAACUUUUUAGGUGCCCCACUACCAGUGUUGGGAGCACCACCACCAACUCCAGCCCCGGCACCUACACCCAAAGCGGCCAGUGAUGAUCCGGCACCCGCACCAGCAACUCCACCAGCGGGUUCCUUUGCAGCAUUCUUUAAUCCUUCGAAUUUCGAUGCCCCCGGUCUUUUGGGUCAAAUGCAGGCGCAGCUUCCACCACUUCCAGCUGCACCAGCUGGUACCCCUGACUUUAUGGCUGGCCUUCGUCAAUUCUGGCCAGGAGCUGCAGCUUCAGGAGGAGCCGCUGGAUCUGAUGCCCAAGCUUCGGACAUAUCUGAGGUGCGUGUUAAGCCAGGUGAGCAGUUGGCUCAAUUGAAAAUCAAAACGCCACAGGAUCUGGACCAGGACAAAGAGCAGGAAAACGUUCCCCUGCUAUGGUUCCGUUUGCCCAUAAGCCAGGAGGAGAGUUCGGAGAAGGACAAAACCACCGAGGAUCUGCGCAUCAAGAACAAACUUCAGGCCUUCGAACGUCAGGUGAUUAGCGAAUUGAAGCUGCUGCAGCAAAUCGAACGUCUGGCCAAGGAGAUGCGUGCCCAGGCCAGUGCCCAAGGAGCCUCUCCCUACAAGCUCAACUAUCCACUGAGCCGUACUCCUGUUCAUAAGAUAACUCGGGCGGAUAUUGAGCGAGCUUUGCGUGAUGAUUAUGUGCGCCGUCUACUCCACAAGGAGGCGCAACGCAAGUCCUGGAUUGGUCAAAAAGCCAAAUACAUUCGCGACGAGGCAGCUGGAAAAGAAACGGGAGCUGCAUUGAAGCGUCAGACCAAUCUGUCCAAAGAUGAAAUUAUCAAGAUGAUGGCCUAUGCCUAUCGUAUGGCCAACGAACAGCAGCAACAAGCAGAGGAGAAGGCAAAGGAGGAUAAAAUAUAUGCCGCCUACAGGGCCACCACACAACAGACAGGCAAUGAUCACAAAGCCAAGAUGAUGCGACAAAUGGCAGAGGAUGAGGGUAAACAGCAACAACAGCAACAGCAACAGGCGGAGCAGAAUCCCAUGAUGAUGCGCCAAAUAACUGAGGAGCAGGCUAGGCAACAGAUGGCACAGAAUCCCAUGAUGAUGCAACAGCGCCAAAUGUCAGAAGAUCUAGCUAGACAACAGGCGGCUCAAAACCCCAUGAUGAUGCAGCAACGUCAAAUGGCUGAGGAACAGGCCAGACAGCAAAUGUCACAGAACCCCAUGAUGAUGCAACAGCGCCAAAUGGCCGAAGAUCUAGCUAGACAACAGGUAGCUCAAAUGAUGCAACAGCGUCAAAUGGCUGAGGAGCAGGCUAGGCAGCACAUGGCACAGAAUCCCAUGAUGAUGCAGCAACGUCAAAUGGCUGAGGAACAGGCCAGACAACAAGCAGCUCAAAACCCCAUGAUGAUGCAACAGCGUCAAAUGGCUGAGGAUCAGGCUAGGCAACAGAUGGCACAGAAUCCAAUGAUGAUGCAACAGCGUCAAAUGGCAGAAGAUCUAGCCAGACAACAAGCAGCUCAAAACCCCAUGAUGAUGCAGCAACGUCAAAUGGCUGAGGAACAAGCCAGACAGCAAAUGGCACAGAAUCCCAUGAUGAUGCAACAGCGUCAAAUGGCAGAAGAUCUAGCUAGACAACAGGCUGAACAGAAUCCCAUGAUGAUGCAGCAACGUCAGAUGGCGGAGGAGCAAGCCAAGAUUCAACAAAUACAAAUGCAGCAGCGUCAGAUGGCCGAAGAGCAGGCCAGACAACAACAACAGCAACAACAGGCAGCUCAGAAUCCUACAAUGAUGAUGCAGCAACGUCAGAUGGCAGAGGAAAAGGUCGGAAAUCCUCAGGAACAGAGCUCACUGGACGAACAGAAGUGGACGGACGAUAAGUUGAGGGCCAUGCAGCAGCUUGGCAACAUGGCGGAAGAUCAACCACGGGAUGCUAUUGUGGGUGAAGCUGAACCCCAGAUGCCCGAAAAUGCUGGCCAAGCACGUCAUAAAGUUGAUCCCCUCGGUCUGGGCGGUAACAAGCGCAAGAAGUCGAAAUCAAAUGCAUCGCCCACAAUAAUAAACUACUAUCAGUCAGCCAGGCCCAGCUAUGCCCCAAGCUAUGCUCCCAGCUAUGCCCCAAGCUAUGCCCCAAGCUAUGCCCCAAGCCAUGCCCCGAGCUAUGCGCCAAGCUAUGGCACUAGCUAUGGAAAUGGUGGCUAUGGAUCAAAUGCCUAUGGACCCGCACAGUCCGGAGGCUAUAGAUCGGCUGCCUUGGGCAAUGACGAAAUCGAUGCGAUGCUGCGCCGACAUCGUACAAUGGCGACAAUAAACCAGCCAGAUGACCAGCGGGAGAGGCAAAAGGAGAUGACACCACAGUCAGCAGCACCAACAGCAGCAGAGGUGGCAGAAGCUCCAGCAGCUCCACAUCAUAUACAGAAAAGUCUAACAUCAACAUCAAUGAUAUCAUCAUCUGAACGAUCAUCUAAGGGCGACGACGAUCCAUCAUCACCCACAGUGGGUUCUCUAUUCGGCUUUAGCGAUGGACUCUUGCAGCCAUAUAUGGGUCUUUUGCCCAUCAGUCAACCGAAUGAUCCCUGGACAUAUAAGGCAUAUGAUCCACAGCAUGCCCUCUAUACGGGCGGCGGUAGUUAUGCCUCAUAUCUGAAAGAUGAUGGUGAGGCACGGCGACGUCGUGAUACCCACAUUAUGCCACAGAGCACUGCGACACCACAUCAAAUGCUUACACCGGGCAUGCUGGAGCGUUUGUUGCGCAUCAAAAAUGAGUUCCAGCGACGUUUUCCUCAACUCUACAAGGGUAUGCUAUAUCAUCAUACGAAUCGAACACGUGUGGAGGUCAAGCCACCGUUGUUGGUUAAGAAAAAGGGGACAGAGAAGCCAGUGUUUGAGUUGGGGGCAGCGGAGAAGGGACUCGAGGGGCAAGAUAUUAAUGCUGAUGCCGAUGAGGAGGAGGAUGCCAAAAAUGAACCAAAGGAGUCCAAUGAUAUUAGUGAAAAUACGGAUAACAAGGAUAAUGAUGUCGACUAUUUUCAUUUCGAUGAGGAUGACCAUGAUGAUGAUAAUGAUGAUGGUGAUAUAUAAUUUGUUGAUAAUUUGACUUUUGAUGUUUAAAAAAAUGAAAUAAACUCUAACGAAAUAAUAUGAAAAUUA
Drosophila willistoni is the source of this 3866-nucleotide messenger RNA. Its product is annotated as defective chorion-1 protein, FC106 isoform. The record is from RefSeq and is a predicted model, not a curated record. Bases 111 to 3797 code for a protein of 1228 amino acids. The transcript has 5 exons. NCBI's taxonomy places the organism in Eukaryota, Metazoa, Arthropoda, Insecta, Diptera, Drosophilidae. Gene Ontology annotation, cellular component: egg chorion; extracellular region; aryl hydrocarbon receptor complex. Gene Ontology annotation, molecular function: transcription cis-regulatory region binding; nuclear receptor activity; structural constituent of egg chorion. Gene Ontology annotation, biological process: chorion-containing eggshell formation; regulation of transcription by RNA polymerase II.